This is a messenger RNA of Protopolystoma xenopodis, 433 nucleotides long. The record is from the annotation of a GenBank genome assembly. NCBI's taxonomy places the organism in Eukaryota, Metazoa, Platyhelminthes, Monogenea, Polystomatidea, Polystomatidae.
AUGAGAAAGAGAAGAGGAGCAGCUCUCCUGGCAAUUACUAAAUUGCCAAUUAUCUCCAAUCUGCUCUUUCUGCGCUCGUCGCCAUGUUCGACUGCCGAUGGAAGUGACCACCUGUUGCUGCUGCUGCUACUGCUGCUGCUACUGCUGCUGCUGCUGCAGACAGAUGCACUACGAGGUGUCGGCUUUUAACUUGCUGCCAUUUUUGAAGACGGACCCUCGCCGGCGGCAGCCCAAAGUGGAAACGUCUGUCAGGAAGCGGAGCCGAAAGAAUGGAGGGCAGCAUUGCAACGAAAUACCUGCUUUCCAGCCACCACAGAUGCACAUGAUGACUUUGCUCUUUUUUCAAUUGGUCGUGUUGUCGAGGCGACCUUCGCCGACCUCCUCUAGCAUUCGAUUCAUGAUGAUCCAUUCCCCGACUUCUCAGUCGUCGUAA